Molecule: messenger RNA, 590 nt
Organism: Wasmannia auropunctata (little fire ant)
Lineage: Eukaryota; Metazoa; Arthropoda; Insecta; Hymenoptera; Formicidae
Gene: mRpL52
Product: 39S ribosomal protein L52, mitochondrial
Exons: 4
Coding region: 131-550 (139 amino acids)
Biological process (GO): mitochondrial translation
Cellular component (GO): mitochondrial large ribosomal subunit
Molecular function (GO): structural constituent of ribosome
Source: RefSeq, a predicted model, not a curated record
CACUGCGGACUGCUGCGGACUGAAAUGUUGGCUGCGAGAUUUUAACCUGUAUGCGCGUGGUGACAUAACCCAUGUACAGGCUUUGUAAGAAGAAAUUAGAUAAAUAUUGAUGUCGAAUUGAUAUACAACAAUGUUAAAUAUGAUAUCGACUGCUAGAGCUGUACUUCGUAUUGAACAACAUAUAAAUUACAAUAUUAUAGUUAAUGGAUUUCAUCAGUCUUGCGUACAAUAUUUGAACCAGAGAUGGAGACAAAGACACGGAUUGACGACCAAUCCAAAUGCCUUUGGUCUGUUAACAAAUUUGCCAGAUUAUACAUUUAAAGAUGGGAAACCUACACCUCUUGGAAUAAGACAGAAGACACGUUUAGAAAGACAACGCAAAUAUGCAGCAAAGAUUAUCAAAUUAGCAGGAGAGGUAGAUUAUGCUGUUGAAAGACAUGCUAGAUUGCAAGAAAAGGAAAAGGAAGAGAGACAAAAAAUCUUGAACAAUAAAUUGAAACCUAAAGGAGAUUUACUGCUUCAAAAACAGGCAAGAACGAUAAAAAAGUAGUUUUUAUAUUAAAUAAGAAAAUAUACUUGCUUAAAUAUUA